Messenger RNA from Chlamydomonas reinhardtii, 5769 nucleotides. RefSeq lists its product as uncharacterized. The coding region runs from base 139 to 5595 and encodes 1818 amino acids. NCBI's taxonomy places the organism in Eukaryota, Viridiplantae, Chlorophyta, Chlorophyceae, Chlamydomonadales, Chlamydomonadaceae. Gene Ontology annotation, cellular component: endoplasmic reticulum; Golgi stack; ER to Golgi transport vesicle membrane. Gene Ontology annotation, biological process: transcytosis; intracellular protein transport; endoplasmic reticulum to Golgi vesicle-mediated transport. The record is from RefSeq and is a predicted model, not a curated record. The transcript has 35 exons.
CUCGAGUAUACAAACCAUGGAACUUCAAACCAGGAAACGAGUUUUCGCUACUUGAAAAUUGGUCCAUUGACCCGUUGACCGCUUGCAGCGUCAUAAUGACCGGCACAUCACUGUAUACAUAACAACAGCUGUAUAAACAUGGCCAGCAUGGAGGCGUUGCUGGACGCGGGGGUUGCCGGCCCAGUUAACGCUGGGGGCCCUGGCGAGAAGGACCUUCUUGCGGCCGCAACAGCAUUCUUCAAAUGGCGUCAGGCGGCGCUCAAGGCCAACUUCCGGCGGGAACUGGAAGGUAUUCUGGACGAGGUUGCGCAGGAGGAGGAGACAUCUCAGCGCGUACAGAAGCAGCUCCAGCGGACGCAGGAGAGGUUAGAUGAGGCCACGCAGGCAAUGUCAAAGGUGUCCAACGAUCACCGCUUGGCGCUGGUGCAUAUCGACCAGCUGCGAACCCAGAAUGACGAGCUAUUCAAAGCACUGGAGGCAGCAGAGGGCGCAUCCAGGACGCAUGCGGAGCAGGCGCGGGCCGCCAGCAUCAUGCACCAAGAGGAGUCAAAGCGACGACAGGACGAGUCGAAGCGGGCCGCGCUGGAGCUGGAGUCGGCCAAGGAGCAGAAUGCGGUGUUGGUGGCGCAGCAGCAGGUUCUGCUGGAGCAGCUGGCCACCCGGGACAAGGAGGUAGCUGAGUCUAGCUCGGAGGCGCUGCACCACAAGCGGGACGCCGCUCGGCUGCAGGAGGAGGUCGAGCGGCUGGAGGCGAUUGCCCGCGCAACCGGCGAGCGCGCGGCGGCAGCGGAGGCACAGGCCGCGGCGCGCAACGACCAGAUUAACAAGCUGUAUGCGGAGCUCAAUACACUGCGGGAGCGGUACCACUCGGAGCUGUCAGAGCUCAAGGCAGCGCGGAUCGGCGCCGCGGAGGUCACGCGAAUGCGCGAGCGGAUGGACAGCCUGCAGGGCACCAACGACUCACUCGUAGCGGCCAGGGACGAGCUGCGCGCCUCUCUGGAGGGUGUCAUGGCUAAGCUGACGGCGGCAGAGCAGCGGCUGAAGCGCCAGGCGGUGGCGGCAACCAUGCGGGAGGACAUCAUCGAUGCCAUCACCACCGUGGGCCGCGAGCUGACGCGCGACAGCAACGAGAGCCACAUGCUGCAGGCCACCACGCGGCUGUCCAGCGAGCUGGACCUGGCGCUGGCCAACAACGCCGACCUGGCGGAGCGCCUCACAGCCUCGGAGGCGGUCAUUGCGCAGCAGCAGGGCGCGCUCAGGCGACUGACGGAGGAGUGCGCCCAGAAGGAGCUGCUGCUGCGUGAGAGCCGCGAGCACCGCGACGAGCAGCACCGCAUCAACGCCGAGCUGGCGGCGGAGCUGCAGCGGCUGGCGGCGGAGGCGGCGCUGGGGCCCAUUCUGGUGCUGGACAAAAACGGCAAUCUGGUGCCGCAGCAGUCUCCGCUGCCAGUGCCGCCCUCCGCCACUGCGCCCGCAGUGUCGCAGCUGGAGGCGCAGUCCACGGCGGUGCGGGUCAUCCUGGCAGACAAGGCCUUCGGGCUGGGCGCGCUCAUACACGCCAUCGCCGCCAAGCCCGGCUCUGUGCAGUCUGUACGGGCGCAGCUAGGCGAGUGCCGUGCGCUGGCGGAGCACCUGCGGGCGGAGGUGGAGGACGUCAGCGCGCUGCUGGCAACGCGGCCCUUCGAAGCCGAGGAGCUAGCGCGCAAGCUGCCACAGCUGCAGGACCGGCUUGCCAAGACGGAGUCGUGCAUGGUCGCCUCGCGCGAGGACCUGUCGCUCAAGCAAGUGCACGCCGUGGGACUGGAGGCGCGCGUGCUGCAGGCCGAGUCCGCACUGCGCGCCGGCUCGUCGCUGCUGCAGGGCUGGCAUGGGCUGCUGGCCGAAGUGGCGGCGGCAGAGGACGGCCGCCUAGAGCCGGACGUGCGCCUGGGCCUGAGGGAGGAGCUCAAGACGCGGGAGGACUCGCUGCACCGCGCGCUGCUGGACCUGGCCGCCACCGCGCCCGCACUGCUGAGCGGCGACCCGGGGUACGCGGGCGCGCAGGUGGCCAUGCGCGAGGCCAGCAACGCCAUGAUGGAGCUGGCGCUCACGCUGGGAGACAGGCUGGUGGACGCGCCCGCCACACGCACUCGGGUGCUGGCCACCGAGGCACUGCUGCUGGACCGCGCCGGCGUGCUGGCCCGCUUCCGGGAGGUGCUGGCGGCGGCGCCCGGCGAGAUCGCGGACAUGGUGGAGCGGCUCACAGCCAUCAUCCCCGACGUGCAGUGCAUGGGCCCCGCCAUCGAGGAGAUGUUGCGCUGCGUGCAGCACUACAUGGCCGCGGGCAAGGCGGAGGUGGUGGACGUGGUGGCGCUGCAGGGCGAGGUGCUCAUGCUGCGGGGGCUGGUGCGCACCAAGGACCUCACCAUCCAGUCGCUGGAGGCGGUGGGCACCGGCAUACGCACGGGCUCGCCCACCAAGCGUGCGCUCAAGAUGGUGCCGUUGGAGGCGCUGCACGCGGCGGAGGCGGCGCGCAACGCAGUGGCGGGCGAGAAGGCGGCGCUGCAGACACGCAUGGUAGACCAACGCGUGCGGCUGGUGGCGGCGCGGCACCGGCUGGUCAACUACAUGGCGUCGCUACGCAUCGCCUGUGAGACGGCCGAGGUGUUCUACAAGUGGCGCACCGCGGCGGCUGUCAUCAAGGCGGAGCGGUGCUACGAGGAGAUGGUGGCGGCCCAAGCGGAGCAGGCGCGCGUGGAGAAGGAGGCGGAGGAGGAGAAGGCCCGCAUGGAGGCGGAGGCGGAAGCGAUGCGCACGGCCCACGCUGUGGAGGUGUCUUCCCUCAACGCCGCGCACGAGGCGGAGGUGACCGAGCUCACCACCAAGCACACCGCAGAGGUGACGGCCUUGACGACAGCACACGCGGAGGAGCGCCGCAUCACCCGCGAGCAGGCGCUGCAGGCGGCCGAGACGCGCGUCAAGGUGCUGCGGUUGGUCAUGAAGGAGAAGGCCGCACGAUGGCGCGAGCUGAUGGCGUACUCGGUCAUGUACCACUGGCGUCACCGUGUGCGGCGACAGGUGGGGGCCCGGCAGCGCUGGCGCAAGUGGUCGGACCGGCUGCGCGCCCUGGAGGAGCCGGACAACCCCACCUACCGCGACAUCCUGUACGGACCCCGGUUCACGAUCGCGCGCCGCCUCGCCAUCCGCCGCCGCGACCCGGGAGACCUACUCACGCCGCAGGCGCGCACCGGCGCCGACGUGGCACGCAUGGUGCUCAAGGCUUGGCGCGGCUGGGCCUACAUGAAGCGCCAGCUCCACAAGGUGGAUGCGCUCACGGAAGCGCUGCCCGACUUCAUCGAGAACAUCGGCAACCGCCGCCGCCUGGAGCGGGCCUGGCUGGCGCUGCGCCUGUGGACGGCAGGCUGCGCCACCAAGCGCGCGCAUGAGGCCAUUCGCGACUACGAGAACGCGGCGGCGGAGGCGGACGCGGCCAAGACGGUGGCCGAGAGCGCGCUGGUGCAGCUGCGCGACGAGCAGGAGCAGGCGGCGUUUGCCGCCGCAGACGCUGCGGCCCAGGCGGGCGGCCUCAUGGCCAUGGGGCACGACAUGGGCGUGGGGCCAGGCGGCGGCAUGUACGGCGGCGGCAUGAUGCACGCCACAGAGGUCGGCACGCAGUACAUGCCUAAUGUGCACACCGUGCUCAGCGCCGGCGGCACGGCGCCUGCACAUAGCGCGGCCGAGGAUGCGGUGGCGGCGGCCGCGGCGGCGGGUCUGGGCGUCUCCGCGGUGCCCAUCAAUUCAGCCAUGCAGUACCACAUGCUGUCAGAUGGAGGUGCUGGCGGCGGCUACAUGUCCCUGGGCGGUGCACGCACUGGCGGCUCUGGCGGCCUCAACAUGGCCACGUGGGGCGACCUGACCAACGCCGGCGGCGCCAUGCCGCCCCCAGCUGGGCCCUCCGAGGCCGCCCUGAUCGCGCAGCGCCGCCUUACUGCGCCGGGCGGUCAGUACGGCAGUGACCAGGAGGAGUUGUACGGCAGGGGCUACGGCCGACGUGGGGGGCGCCUCCCACCGUCAGGUCCGCACAGCCGCCGCGCGACAGGCGGCGGCCGGCCAUCGGGCGAUGGCGGCGGGAUUAACCGCCGCUCGUCAUCAGGCAUGUCCGCGGUGGGCGGCCUGACGGAGCGUGCAGAGCGGCUGGUGCGGGCGGUGGAUGCCAUCGGGGCGGGUGUGGCGGACACGGCCGCGCUGCUGAGCCCGCGGACCAAGGUGCUGCAGGCGGACAACUCGGCACCCGAGCUGGGUACGGCAAUGGAUGACCUGAUGGAGCGGCCGCCGCCCAUCUCGCCCGCACGCCGCAUUCAGACCGACGGCACCGUCGCCAUCGAAUACCUCAACCAGGCGUCGGACGGUGGCGCCAGUGGUGCGGUGUCCAGCCCGCCGGGCAGUCCCUCGCGUGCGCAGGCAUUCAGCGGUGGCGGCUACGCGCCGGCGCCGGCGCCUGGCGCAACCCUGUCUGCGCCUGUCCCCGCGCUGGGCUACGCUGCGCACUCCUCGGACCACCUGCGCCAGCCGCAGCAGUCUGCUCCGCCGGCGCUUGCGGGUGCACAAGCGCGCGUGCGCUCUGCGCGUACCUCGGGCUCCGGGGCGGUUGCAGCGGCACCCGGCAGCGGCAUUGCGGCCGGGGCAAACAGCGUUCAAGUGCUGCUCAGUCGCCUCCCAGGCCGCAAUCGGCCCAUCCGUGAGGAGCCUCGCCCGCUCACGCGCGCCGUUCCUCCGGCCUGGGGAGCGGGCGGUGGCGCGCAGCAACAGCAGCAGCAGGCGCAGGGGUCGUCGCGUGCGUAUGCGCACGUGGGCAGCCGCCUGCACGAAGAGACGGUGAGUACCAUCGCCAAGAAGCGACUCAACGGCGGCGACUCCGAGCGCGGCGCCGCCAACCUGACGCGGCUACCCACGCCGCCGCUGCUGACCGCGCCCGCGGCGCCCAUCGGCAUGCUACUGCCGCCGCGCAACGACGUGCCUGGGCCCAUCACCAAUCUGCAGGUGGAGCGGCAGACAGGUGGCAUGACCACCCUGUCGGACGGUCAUACCGUGCGUGUCUUCCCGGCGGCAGACCAGGCGCCCGUACACGGCGUGUGGCCGCACGCGCCCGCCGGCAGUGUGCCUGGUGCCGCCGGUGCUACCGUGAACCAAUCGGAGCAAAUGCGACGACGUGGGGAGGAAUGGACCGAGCCCCUGCCGCCGUAUGUUCCCUCGGCGCCGGGGGCACUCACGACUCCAGUGCCUACCAGCAACGCGGCACAGGAGCUAGCGGCACUCCUACAGCAGCAGCAAGCUGGGCUGGGGGCCGCGCUGCUGCCGGCGGCCAAGCAAGGCAAGAUCGUCCGCUUCGAGCGCAUGACCCCUCCGCCUCCCGGGCAAAAGGGCCCCUUGGUGCUGAUGGCAGGCGACGGCGAGGGCGCUGCCGCGACGGGCGCUCUGGAGGCGACGUUUGCGCCACAGCUAGCAGGCAGCACGGGAGGGGCAGCGCCGCUGCCUCAGGAGGUUGCAGGCGGGCCCGUUGCGUACAUCCAGUUGCCUUCGCCGGUCAAGGUUAGCAUUCGCCUCCCGGGCCAUUAAAGUAGGACAGACGUGGAUUGGCAUACGGGCCUAAGGAUGCGUUUGUUGCGGUGUAUGACUGUCAGCAUCAGGGGAGGCUUUGCAUUGCAUGGGGUGAGGCAGCUGUGGAUGUUUAAAUCUGCUGGUGGUCGCUUCGCCAGAGAGGUCAUCUGCCUUGUGUAAACACUGUACAAA